Molecule: messenger RNA, 555 nt
Organism: Aegilops tauschii subsp. strangulata
Lineage: Eukaryota; Viridiplantae; Streptophyta; Magnoliopsida; Poales; Poaceae
Source: RefSeq, a predicted model, not a curated record
AUGCCGUUCGGGCUGCGCAAUGCCGGCGCAACCUUCCAGCGAUUGAUGCACAUCGCCCUAGGCCGGCAGCUCGGGAGGAACGCCGAGGCGUACGUCGAUGACAUAGUGCUCAAGUCGCGGGAGGCGAGGACCCUCGUCGAAGAUUUGGAAGAAACGUUUGCCAACCUGGGGUGCGAGUUGGUGGCCAACAUCCACAACAGGGACUGCGGGCAUCACUCCUCGUUGCGCAGCCUCGUGGGAAAGGCAUUUCACAGCGGGUUCUACUGGCUCAUGGCGCUCAACGACGCCACUGAGAUGGUGAGAUCCUGCGAGGCAUGGGGCUACGACUACCUCUACGUCGCCAUCGACAAGUUCACCAAGUGGGUGGAGGUGGAUCCCGUGCGCACCAUCCCAGCUGGCUCGGCUGUCAAAUUCAUCAAGGGCCUCAUGAUCCACUUUGGGGUCCCCAACCCUAUCAUCACUGACAAUGGCUCUCAGUUCACGAGCAAACUUUUCAAAACAUAUUGUGCUAACCUUGGAACGCAUAUAUGCUAUGCUUCGGUGGCAUACCCAUGA